Messenger RNA from Thlaspi arvense, 420 nucleotides. Lineage: Eukaryota; Viridiplantae; Streptophyta; Magnoliopsida; Brassicales; Brassicaceae. The record is from the annotation of a GenBank genome assembly.
AUGAGGCAAUAUUUUGACUGUUUGAAUGAUGUCGAGAAGGCUGAUGAUGAAAACGGUGGAGACGAAGAAAACAAAGAGGAAGAAGAAAGUGAUGAUGAAAACCGAGUGGAAAGUAGCGAGGACGAGAGAGAAGAAGAACGUCAUGAAGAGCGAGAGGAAGAAGGUGGUCAAGAAGUAACUAGACCGGAAGAAGAAGUGCAAUCUAAGGAUGAGAACCAGAUAUUAGGUGAAGCUGGAGCUGAUGACCCACGGUUUGCAAACUUGUUUGCACUAGCUGAACUAGAGACUCCUACAGUUCGUUCAAAGGGUACUCAACCUAAUGUGGAUGUUGAAGCUGGUUACGACAGUGAAGUCGAGGGUGAAAGAGUACUUCCUCCUGGUGAAUAUCCAGAUUCUCCAGAAGACACUGAUGAAGAGUAG